AGCUUCCAUCUUUUCCAUGGAAUAGGGUCCAAAACCCUAUUGACUCAUUGACCAUCAUACCCCUCUAUCUUUCUCCCUCGCAGAAUGUGCCCCCAAUGUGAACUGUGGACGCCAUUGUAGGCUGCUAUUUGUCCUUUAUCUCAGCAGGGAGAUUCUGGUCAUUUCGCCCCAGAAAGAGGAAAGCUUUCUUGUUGCUUCUUCGUCCUUCUUCAAUCCAGUUGCAUCAAAAGGAGAUGAAAAGUAAAAGCAACCCAUUUGAUUUCAAGUACAAGCCAUUGCUUCCCGUAGAUUAUUAGGUCUCGUUUUCUCAAAUGGGAGGAGCCCUUCAACUUCAAGCAGCUGCAUUUCUCUUCUGGGUUUUACUGUGCGGCAGCAUUGCUGCUGCCCAGGAUGAAGAAGAAUGGAAGACGGCCACUGCAACAUAUUCCAACGAAACUGAUGGGUCCAUCAUUACUGAAGGUGCGUGUGGUUAUGGUGACCUUCACAGGAUCAGCUAUGGGAAGCACAGUGCUGGGCUGAGUGGCAUUUUGUUCAACAAAGGGAGUACCUGCGGCGCUUGUUACGAACUGAGAUGUGUUGACCACAUCUUGUGGUGCCUGCAAGGGAGCCCCUCUGUUAUUCUCACUGCUACAGAUUUCUGCCCUCCGAAUUUCGGGCUCUCAAAAGAUUAUGGUGGCUGGUGCAAUUUCCCCAAUGAACACUUUGAGAUGUCUGAGGCAGCAUUUGGUGAAAUUGCAAAGAAAAAAGCCGAUAUUGUGCCAGUUCAAUAUAGGAGGGUGAAGUGUGAGAGAAUUGGAGGGAUAAGGUUCCUGGUGGGUGGGAGUUCUCACUUCUACCAAGUCCUGAUCACCAAUGUAGGUUCAGAUGGGGAGGUUCUUGCUGUGAAAGUGAAGGGUUCAAGGACCGGGUGGAUACCGAUGGCCAGGAACUGGGGACAGAACUGGCAGAGCAAUGUCAAUCUUAAAGGGCAGCCUCUUUCGUUCGAGGUAACUGUAAGUAGUGGAAGAACACUAACAUCUUACAAUGUUGCUCCAGCAAACUGGCAGUUUGGCCAGACAUUUGAAGGGAAACAGUUCUGAAACAGAACAUAGAUCAACUCAUGGUCAUGUGUCCCUUUGUCACUUCAGUUUUUUCUGCUUUCCUAUAUAAAGUUUAGGUUUGUGGUCAAAAAGAAGAAGGGAAAAUUGUAGGAGAAAGUUGAAAAAAUGGGAAUACGAGGUCCCAGUUUUGUCUUUAAGGAUAUGAUGCGUAGAAAGUGUAGUACUUGAUGGAACAUGUAAUUAUUUAAAAGUAAAGUUAUGCCCCUCGAUUCUUCGGUAUAAUCCGACUUUAGUGGUUAUAUUUGCUUUA
Messenger RNA from Pyrus x bretschneideri (Chinese white pear), 1350 nucleotides. RefSeq names its product expansin-A20. The transcript is spliced from 3 exons. Gene Ontology annotation, biological process: plant-type cell wall organization. Lineage: Eukaryota; Viridiplantae; Streptophyta; Magnoliopsida; Rosales; Rosaceae. The coding region runs from base 312 to 1079 and encodes 255 amino acids. The record is from RefSeq and is a predicted model, not a curated record. Gene Ontology annotation, cellular component: extracellular region.